UUCCCGCGUUCCGGCGGGAAAGUGACGUCGAUAGAGUGAACUGAAAGUGAAGGUAAAACAGACAGAGGAGAGAAAAUCACGGAAACGCUUGAAUAUACUGAAUGAUACAAUCAAUAAUCUAGAUGUGACUAAAGAAAUAGACGUCAAACACGAGCUUUCUGGUUCCACAUCAGCUGACGAGGAAACACUUUAGAGGACAACAGUAUGGAUACAGUGGGAGUGAAUGUGAUUGAAACAGCGGCUCUAGGGAGACCCUUCCAGCUGGGGAUGCUGUAUGACUGCAGGAAAGAUGCUCUAAUACCAGGAAUCACACUGUGGGAUCCAGAGAAGCUGCAGGAGAGUUUACGAGUCCGUUCCCAAAUUAACACAGAUUACAAAGUCAUGGCUUCAGACUCUAUUGAGGACAAAUCAUCCUUACUGAAGAUUGAUGGCUCUCUGAAACUGAGUGUUUUAGGUGGACUCGUCAGUGUCAGUGGAGCAGCCAAAUAUCUCGAGGACACAAAGAAAUCUUUCAGACAGCAGAGACUGACCCUACAUUAUCAUUCAACUAGCAGGUUUGAAGAACUGACCAUGAAUCACGUGGUACCUGAAAAUAUAGUUCAUCAUAAGGUGUUUGAUAAUGACACAGCGACACACGUGGUGACAGCAGUGCUGUAUGGAGCAGAUGCCUGCUUUGUGUUUGAUAGAGAGGUUUCAUCAGAUGAGGAAAUAAAGAUAGUAGAAGGAGAAGCAAAAGUGGCCCUUGAGAAGCUCAAAUACAUUUCAGUAGAUGCAAACAUCAAUCUGAAGAUGAAUGACGCUCAGAAGAAUGCAGUCCAAAAAUUCACAUGCAUGUUUUAUGGCGACUUCCAGCUACCUUCUAACCCGACUUCUUUUGAAGAUGCGCUGAAGGUUUUUACUGAUCUUCCAAAACUGCUGGGAGAAAAGAAAGAGCUGGCGGUUCCUCUGAGAGUUUGGCUUCAUCCUCUGGACAAACUUCUCUCAAGAGCUUCAAAACUUCAGAAGGACAUCAGCAUGGAUCUAAUCCUAGAAACUGAAUCAGUGAUUGAGAGUUUAAAUACAACUGAGAUGAUUUGCAAUGACCUUCUAGAAGAUUCACCUGCUUCAACUUUUGCUGCAUUUUAUGAUAAAAUUCUGCAAAUGAAGAAAAACUGCUCCAAAUACAAAAAGAGCCUUAUAAAUAAACUCAGCUCUCUGCUGCCAAACAUUCGUGGAGACGUGAAGAAGGAAACUGACCUGAAUGAUCUUCUACAAGAACAUGAUGAAUCUCCAUUCAGUGAAAGUGACCUUACAGAAUGGCUGAAAGAGAGAGAAAGAGAGUCUGUGAUCAUUAAAUCAGUCCUCAGACAGCUGAAGGAUGCUGGUGCACAGGUAGAAGACAACAUAGAUCUGAUCUUGAUGGAUCUGGAGGUUGAGAAUCUGGUCUGUUACACGUUCACAUCAUUGAACUGGACAGAUGCUCUGCUUCUUCAACAAAAGGCCUAUCUGAAUCCUUUAACAAAAGGAGAAACUGAUGAGAACAGCCUUGAUUCAGAUCAAAAGAACUUGAUUGAUUCAAAAGACCGUAAACCAGCCAAGUUCAUUGUGUCCUCAAAGGAAAUGAAGAAUAAUCCAGGUUCCUGCAUUCUGCUGUAUGAAAGUGAAUGUGAUGAAGCUGUUUGCUUUAUUCCUCCAUCCAAACCAGCCUGUCCAAUCACUGAAGAGGUCAAAGGUUAUAGUGUGGUUCUGAAGGUUCCUCCAUCAUGUUCUUCUACAGUGGAGCUCAGAUUACUGUAUAAACGGAAGCAGGACACAGUCUGGAGAUCUAAACCUGUGAUGAAGGAUGAAAACACAGUUACUCUGACUGAUCUGAGAGCAGGAACUGAGUAUGAGAUCAAAUGUGCAGCACUGGGGAAACUCAACUACACCGUAUACAGUGACGUCAUCAGCAUCACCACAGAGGGAAGGAAUCGGUCUGUUAUGGAAUACUGUGGCUUGAUAAAUCAAGGGGCGACCAGCUACUUGAACGCAGUCCUGCAAACCCUCUACAUGACGCAGGAAUACAGGGAAGGUGUAAUGAGACUGGAGAGAAGAGAAGAGCUGAAGUCACUGUUUAAUAAACUAGACAAAGAGCCUCAUCCAGUUUCAACAGCCGGGAUCUCAAAGAGCCUCGGCAUCACAGACGUUCAUGAACACAAAGAUGCAGAAAAAUAUCUGAAUUUGAUUCUGAGGAAGACUCCUGAAGCUUCUGAGAUUUUUAAGGUCAAAGUGAAGAAAACUGGUACAUGCAGUUCAUGCAAGAAAAUGACAUCAGAACAGAGCGAUAUCUUCACAUUGAUGAUCUAUCGUACACAAUCAGAUCAUGUGGGAUCUGCUGUGAAUGAACACAUUGCUGAAAUGUGUAAAGAUCUACACUGCAGUCACUGUUCAAAUAGACCAACACUGGAAAAUAUUAAUAGUCAUUUUGACUUUCCACAAAGACUGAUUGUAGGAUUGAGGAACUUCCGAAAUGACCGGACAAUGAUUGCUCAGUGUAUUGAGGUUUCCACCCACAAAUAUGAGCUUUAUGCCAUGAUAAACCUUUAUGGUACAGUAAAAGAUGGACAUUACAAUGCUAACAUCAAAUCUGACAAUGGAAAAUGGUAUCGAUGUGAUGACAGCAAUGUAUUUCAGGUUCCUGAGGAAGUGCUUUCAGAAAAAAGAACUAUAGACAAAUUAAAAGCAUUUUUUUGGGGUCCAGAAUUACGCAAGUCACUCAGGUGUCCACAUGCCUAUCUAGUCUUGUACAAACGCAGUGAGUAUCACAUGAUUCUGAGAUGAAUAAUCCAUAAACAUUUUCAACAAGAAAAUUAUUUAAAAGCAAAUAUAUUAUUAUUGCAAAGACUAAAUGUGAAGAUGUUCUACUAUUUUAUUGUUGUUUAGAGAGAUUUAGUGUUCAGUUUUCCAAUAUAAACAAACAUUAUAUUUGAUAUUCAUUUGAUCAAUGUACAUUUGGUUUAUCUGUUGUCAUUUUUUUUGUUUUUUUGUUACCAAUUUAUUUUGUUUUUAAAUUCAACAAAACAACAUUCAUUCAAACAAACAGACAUAUUAUCAACAAUUUUACAAUCUAAAAAAAGGGGGGGGGAAUUACUUUAUUAUGAUCGUUCCUAAAUAUCUACUUUAUCAAGUCACUAUUUUAAGGAGGCUGUGAACCAGUUUUGUAUUAUUGUCUUUUUCCAGCUCUAAAACAACAUUCUCUUUUGUAAUGAACUUAUUCAGGAGUCAGAAUUGUCAUUGAGAAGACAGUAAUUAGAGAUGUAAUCAAUUUGUACAAAACAGAACUCACAUGAGUCCAUAUGUUAUCUAUUGCUGUAAUUUGAUAACAUUGGAAUCAUUCUGUUCUUAACAGGUAUCAGUGCCUGAUUCUAUUACUGAACUCAGAUCAGAACAACAUCUUACAAACAGAUGAAAAUCUAAACCUCAAAUAAGCAGAAUGUGCUCUGGAUGUUGUUUGACUGUAAAUGUCUCUGGAAACAGACAGACCUGCGGCUCUGAUAUUACACUGUAUCUGACACACACAGUUCAGUCAUGAGUCUCUGAUCAAGAGAUGAUGAUCUCAGUCAGGUGUGUCACAUUUACUCUCUAUUCACCUGAAUUAUAUUUACCUUCUUGAUUGUUAUUAUUGUGAACAUUUUUAUGCUUUCUUUACCUUGUAAUCUUUAGUCAAAAUGUAAUAACCUACUGUUCAUAUGAUUAUUAUGCAUGUUCAGUUCAGCCAAUCACAUUCAGAUGGGACCAUAGUAAACAGUAUUACUGAGUUCAGUACAUUUGUUCAUUUAUUAAGACACAUUUGAUAGAUUUUGUAUAUUAAUCAAACUAUGUAAUGACUAAGUGUUUAUAUUAUAAGUCAGUGAUAUAUACAACCAAAGAGCUUACACACGAUGAAGAUAAUUAUAGAGGAACUGAAAGUGUUAUCCUACAUUGAUUCUGCAUGAGAACAGCAUGAUAAUCAUCUAUCAUAAAAGAUUCAUGUAUAUGUCAAUAAAAGUCUAUAUUGUGAGCAAAUAAGAUGAAAUAUAUCAUAAAUAUAGUGUAUGAUUGCAUGUUACAGAAUCUGUGUAAAUGUGUUAAUGUGUUUAGAAGGAAAUUUAAAGGUCCCGUUCUUCGUGAUCCCAUGUUUCAAACUUUAGUUAGUGUGUAAUGUUGUUGUUGUUAGAAUAUAAAUAAAAUCUGUAAAAUGUUAAAGCUCAAUGCCAAGCGAGAUAUUUU
This is a messenger RNA of Megalobrama amblycephala (Wuchang bream), 4227 nucleotides long. Its product is annotated as cytolytic toxin-beta-like. Gene Ontology annotation, molecular function: cysteine-type deubiquitinase activity; protein binding. The record is from RefSeq and is a predicted model, not a curated record. The coding region runs from base 205 to 2799 and encodes 864 amino acids. Lineage: Eukaryota; Metazoa; Chordata; Actinopteri; Cypriniformes; Xenocyprididae. The transcript has 13 exons. Gene Ontology annotation, biological process: protein deubiquitination.